Messenger RNA from Diplodia corticola, 1896 nucleotides. RefSeq names its product cmgc srpk protein kinase. The transcript is spliced from 4 exons. Lineage: Eukaryota; Fungi; Ascomycota; Dothideomycetes; Botryosphaeriales; Botryosphaeriaceae. The coding region runs from base 1 to 1896 and encodes 631 amino acids. Gene Ontology annotation, biological process: protein phosphorylation; spliceosomal complex assembly; regulation of mRNA processing. Gene Ontology annotation, molecular function: ATP binding; protein kinase activity. The record is from RefSeq and is a predicted model, not a curated record.
AUGAACGGCAGCGACGCCGACAUGAACGGCACCGAUAUCAAGAAGGCCGCCAUCAACAAGGCCAAGCAGGUCGCACAGGCCGCCAAUGGCAGCGGAGGCAAGAAGCGCCGGAAGGGCACCGACCUCAAGCCCAUCAUCACCACCGAGCAGCAAAAGCAGGAACAGAGUCCCGCCAGCUCCAACAACAGCUUCCAGUUCAGUGUGCAAAACACCGCAUCGCCGCUCCAGCACCACAAGGUCGCCUACACUUCACAGCUCAGCCGCUCGCCCUCGUCGACGUCGUCGUCGGACGCCGACCCUGCCGAGAACACGGCUGAUGAAGAGGACUCGGAGGACUACUGCAAGGGUGGCUACCACCCCGUCCAGGUUGGCGAGCAGUACAACAACAACCGUUACACCGUCGUGCGCAAGCUGGGCUGGGGCCAUUUUUCCACCGUCUGGCUGUCGCGCGAUAACAAUACCGGCAAGCAUGUGGCCCUGAAGGUGGUGCGCUCCGCCGCCCACUACACCGAGACCGCCCUCGACGAAAUCAAGCUGUUGAACAAGGUUGUCGACGCCAACAAGGAUCACCCCGGACGUGCGCAUGUGGUGAGCCUCCUGGACUCGUUCAACCACAAGGGCCCCAACGGCGUGCACGUCUGCAUGGUGUUUGAGGUGCUGGGUGAAAAUCUCCUGGGCCUGAUCAAGAGGUGGAACCACCGCGGUAUUCCCAUGCCGCUGGUAAAACAGAUCACUAAGCAGGUUUUGCUCGGCUUGGACUACCUGCAUCGCGAGUGCGGCAUCAUCCACACCGACCUGAAGCCGGAGAACGUCCUGAUCGAGAUUGGCGAUGUGGAGCAGAUUGUGAAGACCUAUGUUAACGAGGAUCCGAAGAAGAAAGACGAGAAGGACGACAACAGGAAUGGUAGAAGGCGGAGGAGAACUCUCAUCACCGGCAGCCAGCCUCUGCCCAGCCCACUCAACGCCAGCUUCAACCACACCGAUCUGACAAGCUUCCCGGGGACCAGUCUCAACAAGAUCGUCAAUGAGAACUCAGGUAACGAAUCCCCAAUCUCCGGCGAAAGCCCGCCUCCAAAAGACGAGGUCGUAAUGAGUGGCGCAAUAGGCACGGCUUCGACAUCGGCUGCAGGAAUGUCCAUGUUGGAGACGUUGGGUGUCAAGCAAGCUGGCGGCAGCGAGGACGACGUGCAGAAGGCGAGGGAGAAGACAGCGGAUCUUUUGACGAGGGAAGUGUCGGGCAUAAGCCUCGACAAAUCAAGUAAGCCAUCGACGGAGAACUUGAAACUGGAUGCAGGCCUCGAGAAGAUCUCGGUCAAGAUCGCCGACCUUGGCAACGCGUGCUGGGUUGGCCAUCACUUCACAAACGACAUUCAGACCAGGCAAUACCGUUCGCCAGAGGUGAUUCUCGGGUCCAAAUGGGGAGCGAGUACGGACGUGUGGAGCAUGGCUGCCAUGGUUUUUGAACUCAUCACGGGCGACUACCUCUUCGAUCCUCAAUCGGGCACCAAGUACGGCAAAGACGACGACCACAUUGCACAGAUCAUCGAACUCCUCGGCACGUUCCCCAAGUCACUCUGCCAGUCGGGCAAAUGGUCGCAAGAGAUAUUCAACCGUCGUGGCGAAUUGCGAAACAUCCACCGUCUGCGUCAUUGGGCGCUUCCAGACGUUCUCCGGGAGAAGUAUCACUUUAGCGUUGAGGAUUCCAAGAAGAUUGCGGACUUCCUGCUGCCGAUGCUGGAGCUGCUUCCGGUUGAGAGGGCCAAUGCGGGCGGUAUGACCAACCAUGGCUUCCUCGAUGACACCAAGGGCAUGGAAAGCAUCAAGCUUGAGAUUCCGCUAGGCAGCAAGGGUGACGGUAUAGAGGGGUGGGCUAGCGAAGUCAAGAAGCCUCGGUAG